UGUGGGGGACUGCUGCUCCUUCAACACAGCUGAUCAGCUGCACACCUGCAACUGGAUCAGGAGUCACCUGGAGGAGCAUUCAGACACAUGCUUACCCAAACAAGACGUCUACGAGACAUACAGAAGAUAUUGUGAGAUUCUUCAACAUCGCCCUCUCAGCGCCGCUAACUUCGGGAAGAUCAUUCGAGACAUUUUCCCCAACAUCAAGGCUCGCAGGCUUGGAGGCAGAGGGCAGUCCAAGUACUGCUACAGCGGCAUCAGGAGGAAGACUGUGCUCAACAUGCCUCUGCUGCCCAACCUGGACCUGAAGAACGACCCGGCGGAGCUGACGGAGUUGGUGCAGACGUAUAAACAGGAAGUGACGGAGGCGGCGUGCGAGCUGAUCUGUGAUUGGGCGCAGAAGAUCCUGAAGCGCUCGUUCGACACGACGGUGGAAAUCGCCCGAUAUCUGAUCCAGGAGCACAUCGUGAACCCUCGCUGCAGCCAGGCUGAGCUGGUGACCUCCGCUGCACUCGCAGGAGGUCCAGCCAAACCCCACAAAGUCAUCAAGAAGACGGUGAUUUCUAAAGCAGACAGCGAAGGAGCAGCUGAUCACAAGAAGGACUUCGGCGACUCUUCUUCCUCGUCUUCUUCACUGAGGCCUGGAGACAAAUCAGCUGCAGCAGUGAAGCCUCUGGACGCUCCUCUUCCUCCUUCAUCCUCCUCUUCCUCAUCUCUGCGGCCUGCGGUGGAGGCCUUCAUGAAGCAGUUACCCAGAAUCCUCCCCCGCUCUUCCCUCCCCGAUAAGACUCACCUGUCUGUUAGCUCCUCCCCCUCUCUGUUAGCUCCUUCCCCCUCGCUGGCUCCCAAAGACCCCCCAGGUGUGGGAGGAGCUUCGGCCCCCGGAGGUCAGGUGAAAGUCAUCUCCAUGGGGGGCGGGGCUCUUCCAGUGAUGAUCCUCCCACAGAGCGUCCUGACCUCCGCCGCCCCGCCACCCCCUCAGCUCUCAGCCCCCACCUCGGUGCUACAGAAGCCCCGGGGUCAAGGGUCAGGGGUCACCAAACGACCCCCCUCUGACCCGUUCCCCGCCCCCCUCCCUCUGAAAAGAAAGCGAGGACGACCCAGGAAACCGCGCCCAGAAGAAGCCCCGCCCCCUCUUCCUCCGGCUGUUCUCUCACCCAAACCCCCUCCCCCCUCUCACAUGCCAAUCAUCACCUCGGUAACGGGGGGUGUCAUCCAGCUGUUGCAGAGCGCCCCCCCCCCCCAUUGGGAGAUUCAGGGGGUCAUUCAGAAAGCCCCGAGACCAGGAAACAACAUGUUGGCUGUUCCAUCAGCUGUGCUGCCCCCCCCCACGCUGCACGAUGAUGACCAGGUGGAGAUCACCCUCACCCCCGUGGAGCUGCACCUGGACACGCCCACUUCCUAUUCCUGCGCUCCCACUUCCUGUUCUCCCCUCACAGUGAUGAAGAGGAGGGAGGAAGAGGAGGGGGGCUCUAAGGGACAAUAAUGGUGCUUUUCCACUGCAGCGCGGUUUAAGUGCCCGGCCCGCUUUUGGUUGCGUUUCCACUCGGCGUAGUUCCGGCUAGCGGAUACUUUUUCACAGUUUUCUGGCUCUCCAAAAUCUCAGCGUGUUUUCUGAAUGGAGAUCGGCUAAGCUAACGCAGACCGUCCACACUCACAACAACGGCCUACAGACAGAAAUAAACCAUACCGUGCUGAGCCGAGCGAGGCCCUGCAGUGGAAAGGCGCCAUAACUCUCUUCUAUCAGCUGUUUAACCUCACCUGGAACAUUAAGCCCCGCCCCUCUUUUGGCCUCUUUGCUCUUCCUGAUUUGGUGAAAAUCCCAGAGUGAGGAUACAUGAAGCCAAUUAAACGUUUUCAUAUUCCCUUCCUUCCCUCCUUCCCUCUUCCUUCCUUCCUUCCUCCCCUUCCUUCCCUCCUCCAUCUCCAGACUAUGUGCAGCCUCAGAUGAUUUAGAAGAAGAAUAAAGGAGUGACUAAACGAAGGAGGAAACAGGAAGUAGGGAAGGAGACACAGAAGGUACUACGGGUUGAGCCUCUCGAGGUUCCUUAGAUCUUCACCGGAGCGCCGCCUUGUGUGUGUGUGUGUGUGUGUGUGUGUGUGUGUGUGUGUGUGUGUGUGUGUGUGUGUGUGUGUGUGUGUGUGUGUGUGUGUGUGUGUGUGUGUGUGUGUGUGUGUGUGUGUGUGUGUGUGUGUGUGUGUGUGUGUGUGUGUGUGUGUGCCCCCUCAUAAGCCGCCCCUUGUGUAAAGAUGAACCACAUUCUGACUAAAUUCAGUUAUAAAUUUGAUGAGACUUUAAAGUCGGUGGAGUUUCUUUAGUGAAGGUGUUUUCAAAUGCCACCGAUUCAUAAAUAAGAGUUAUAAGAAGAGUAAAUCAUAAUUUCCCCACAAAGUUGAAACUGGAGAACAUUUAUUUAAACAUCACAGAAUAACAGAAUGAGUGGUGUUUACGUGAUUCCACUUCCACAGAGAACCCCUUAGCGACAGCAGCUCGGCCCGACGGGGUGUAACGUUUCCCCCGACUGACAUUAGCUCUUAUUAGCCCCACAGGCCCAGCAGAGAUGCAGUUUAUUAUUCAUUAUUAUAGUUAUUGCAAGUUGUUAAUGUGGCCUGAAGCAGUUUGUCUUCAUCACCAAGUGACCUGAAGAGUCAGCAUGCAGUAAUACUGAGGGAAGAGGGCCAGCCUCUGUAGCACUAGCCUAGCCUAAACCUAGUCGAGCCUAGCCUAAACCUAGUCUAGCCUAGCACUAGCCUAAACCUAGCACUAGUCAAGCCUAGCACUAGCCUAGCACUAGCCUAGCUUAGCUAUCGUUGCCAUGCUUCCUUUGCACUAGCUCCUCUGAUCAGCGAUGUGACGUCACCACGGUUUCUCUGAGACGUUAGAGUUCACUCUGUUUGAGUUGAGGGAAAUUAUGGGAUGUGUUUCGAUAAAAUGUGAGAAAAAAUAAUUAAACCAGUUCACAUGAUGCUAACCCUAUUUUGUAAAAAGAUACAAAACAUUAAAAAAAUCUGCUUUUUCAAUUUUAACUUAAAAAUAUUUGUUAAAAUUAACUAUUAGAAGUAGAAUGGAAAAUGUUUGUCUCUAUCGAAAGAUUCCCAGAAAGAGGUUAGAAACUAUCUGCCCCCAUCUUCUUCUUCGUUGGUGGACGUCGUGGUUACGCCACAUUGUUGACGUUUGUUUUUUCUGCCAAACCGCCUCCGGGCGUCUUCUUCUUCUUCGUUGGUGCUUCAAACCGCAUAUCACUGUUUCACAUCAACACUCGCACAUCCAUGUGUGUGUACAGGUGUGUGUGUCCCUCCGUCCUGUGUUUCAAAGGGACGCCAACAGUGUGAUUUCUUUGACUGUUAAAAUGACUCCUGUUGCAUGAUGGGAAAGUGAGUUUAAAGCAGCUCUGUUUAUGCUCUCUUUUUGUAUCAGAAAAACGAAGUGUCAACAUGUUGAAAUGACCGUCUUCAAACAGACCUGAAACCACUGGAGGUCCUCGGGUUCAUGGUUUCAUGGUUUUUAUGCAUCGAUGAAAUACAGUUCAGAGUUACGUGUUCGACUGCAGAGGGAAACGUUUAUCAGAGGUUCAGAAACUGGAUUUAAAGCAGAGUUUUAGUGACAGGAAACUCACCUGUAAAGCUUCAGGAAGUCCCAGUUUCAAAAGGAAGUGUCCACAACGCCAAGGAGUCCAGUCCGUCCCAGUUUGGAUCUCUCACUGGGACGGACUGGGCCAUCAGACCGUAGAGAGUCAAAGGCAGGAAGAGCCCAGCUGCUCUCAGUUUCUCUCACUGGGAGCUCUGGUUCUGGGAAUAUUUCACUGUGGAGCCUCGUGGCUCAAAAACAGAAACGGGUUAGAUAAUCAAAGAUUUAAGGAUCGGGUUUCGGGUAGUGGAGUGACCGCAUAUAGAGAACCGCAGUGACGUGUCCUAAAACCCGGAAGUAAGUUAGCAUUUUUACCACUUCCGGUUCCUUCGACAAAAAGCAACGGGAUCUCUCCGUAGGGUUUAGGAAACUAUCUGAAUAAGGUCUGUGGUUGAGACACAUUGAAGAGACGGGUCACGUUUUGUUCUAGGACAUUAAAUCAUCAGCAGAGACCCCACUGUGAUUUCUGAAGAGUGGACGUGUCUGAGAAACGAUGGUUGUUACCAAGUGGCUGAAUAGGACUACAGAAGUCGUGGAGGACGUUGUACGUCAUUACGCCGAACACGUGAACACUCCUCUAAGUUAGUUUCUGUUCUGCUUGAAAGCAAGUCCCUGCCUCCUGCAGAGUGUUCAAACGCUUCAACUCGUUCCAUCUAGAAUCUGUGUGUUUGAAUCUGGAUC
Molecule: messenger RNA, 4309 nt
Organism: Gymnodraco acuticeps
Lineage: Eukaryota; Metazoa; Chordata; Actinopteri; Perciformes; Bathydraconidae
Gene: rfx5
Product: regulatory factor X, 5
Biological process (GO): regulation of transcription by RNA polymerase II
Molecular function (GO): DNA-binding transcription factor activity, RNA polymerase II-specific; RNA polymerase II cis-regulatory region sequence-specific DNA binding
Source: RefSeq, a predicted model, not a curated record